AUUUACUUAUCAUACGGUGACAUGUUUUGAAACUGAGAAAGUAACUCAAUUACUUUAGACGUAAAGACGUUCUUAUUUUCGCGCCUCCAAGUUUUUUUGUUUUGUACCUCUAAUAUCCCACCUUCUAGGAUCUAAACGAGUCGAAAGAAAGCGGUGGUUUUAAAGAAGUGUUUUUUUUUUUUACUUUUUGAAUACCAUUAAUUAAUAUGAACUCAGCCGUAAUAAGAUUAACUAAAUGCAGCUCUACCAAAUGUUUGGCUAUGUUUCAAUUAUCAUACCAUAGUCAACCGAAGGUCGCUUUGGAUGAAGGCAUUUCCUCACACCGCGUGCAGGUGGGCCCCCACCGCCUACACUACCUGCGCGCGGGGCAUGGCCCACACACGCUGCUCCUCAUACCAGGGGUCCUUGGCUUCGGCUGGAGCAACUUCAAGCACCAGCUCCUGGGCUUCGACAGAGACCUCUUCACCACCAUCGCCUUUGACCCGCCAGGGAACGGCUACAGCAGACCACCAGAGAAAACCUUCCCGCCUUUGGAAGUGGAGGCCGAGACUGUCGCACAAUUCAUGGAGGCACUAGGGGUGGAGUCUGCGUCGGUGCUGGGCUACAGCUCCGGGGGCCGCACCGCCAUGGUGCUGGCGGCUCUGCAUCAGCGUCUGGUGAAGAAACUUGUGCUGGCCUCCACACAUGCCUUCAUCCUACCCGAUGAGUACAAGUAUUCCAGAAGUCUUGAUUGUAUAGAAGAAACGUGGAAUGAGAAAGAAAAAAAUAUAUUGUACGGCGUAUACGGAAAAGAAAACUUACCCAAGUUGUGGAGACAAUUUAAUGAUUUUAAUGAACGUAUACUUAAAGAACAACGUGGCAAUGUCUGCCUCCACUUGCUGAAAGACAUCAAGUGUCCCACACAACUGAUAUGCGGACAAAAAGACCCGUUGACUAAAGUUGAGAAUUCCUGGUUACUGCACGCCUUAAUUGAGAACUCCAGAAUACAUGUAUAUCCUGAAGGCAAACAUAGCAAUCAAAUCAAAUAUGCUGAAGACUUUAACAUGAGAGUGCAAGAUUUCCUGAUGGCUGAUGAAGAAUUGUCGGGAACUAACUUAAGGGAUGAUGAAGAGGAUAUUAAAUUAGCAAAAGCCAAUUUCUUUUGAUAAAUCAUUUUUUUGACUGAUACAAUUAAAGUAAAGUAAAACUUCGUAGUACUGUAAAUAAUUAUGUUAGUGAUUAGCCUGUUUAGAGAAUCGAUUCAUUACUAUUUAGAAUGAUUGUACCUAUGCCAUAUUCUGGAAACCGAUAAGUAUGUUUUAAAUCUUAUAAUCGGGAACACGUGACAUGGUAUCUGAUUUAGUUUCAAAUGAAUUUUGUGUUUUACGGAAAGCUGUCUGAGAUCGCUCUUAGCGAUAAGGCGAUCUUUUAUAGUUGCUAGUCUAGUAAGUAACUGUGUAAGUUUUAUUUACCUCUAAUUGGUGCCCAAUAAAAUUAAUUUCUAUAA
Plutella xylostella (diamondback moth) is the source of this 1486-nucleotide messenger RNA. RefSeq names its product serine hydrolase BPHL. Lineage: Eukaryota; Metazoa; Arthropoda; Insecta; Lepidoptera; Plutellidae. The record is from RefSeq and is a predicted model, not a curated record. Gene Ontology annotation, molecular function: serine hydrolase activity.